AUGUCAGCACAUGGGACUAAAGAAACACCCCACAAAAUUAUCAAGGUACUGAACGAGUUCGGUAGAUCUCCUCUACAUGGCACAGUACUUGCCGACCCAAAGUCGCUAAAUGCCAGCCCUGAGAUAGUGUUGGCGAUGGCUCUAGACGCUCUGAUCAAAGCAAGGCCAAUCUCUCACGAGUUGACACAAAAAACGAUCAAAAAGCUAAUCGAAGCCGGGUAUCAUGACAUCGACGUACUUUCCCAGACCACGUGGGAAGAUCGAACAAUGGUUUUGCUAGAAGGGGGUUACAACCGGUAUCGAGAGCAGGGGGCUACCAAUCUUGGUGAGCUCGCGAAGCUGGUUGUUGAUAGAUACGAUGGAGAUUUGAACAAUCUCCUCAAGCUGGCAGAUGGAAAACCUCACAAAGUCAGGAUAUUGAUGAAGGAGAUCAGGGGGAUGGGGGACUUGGGAGUGGAGGUAUUCUUCAACAACGUUCAAGGCAUAUGGCCAAGCAUUGCUCCUUCUGUCGAUUCACGGAGCUUGAAGACCGCAGAGGAGAUCGGAAUUGGGACUGAUUUGGAUGAAAUGUACAAUGCGCUACAGCAGGACCCAAUGCGCAUGAGUUGCUUCGCUAAUGGCCUCUCUGAGGUUCGGCUAGAGAAAAGACAGGAAGUGAUUGGGGAAGUUUAA
Penicillium verrucosum is the source of this 672-nucleotide messenger RNA. RefSeq lists its product as uncharacterized. The coding region runs from base 1 to 672 and encodes 223 amino acids. The transcript has 2 exons. The record is from RefSeq and is a predicted model, not a curated record. NCBI's taxonomy places the organism in Eukaryota, Fungi, Ascomycota, Eurotiomycetes, Eurotiales, Aspergillaceae. Gene Ontology annotation, biological process: DNA repair. Gene Ontology annotation, molecular function: catalytic activity.